This is a messenger RNA of Anisakis simplex (herring worm), 468 nucleotides long. NCBI's taxonomy places the organism in Eukaryota, Metazoa, Nematoda, Chromadorea, Rhabditida, Anisakidae. The record is from the annotation of a GenBank genome assembly.
CAAUCGGAGAAGAACCGACUCUCAGACAAGAUUUACGCUUUGGAAAAGAGCAUUUCGCAGUACCGUACCACCGAAAGCGACCUCCGUCAGCAAUUGAGCUCGGCGCUAUCGGAUAAGAAGACGGUUCAAACGGAAUUGGACGAGGCGAAACGUCGUUUGGCUCAAUUCGAAGUGGAUAAAAAAAUAUUUAAGGAGAAAUUCGAUGAGAUGACGCGAUUGAAGUUGAGUUUGAUGAAGAAAAUCGAGUUGCUAGAAGCUGAGAGACGUAAAGCGGAGGCUGUGAUCAGUGAGACGGCGAUGCAACGUGAAGCGAUAGAGAGAUCGCUGAGUGCGUUGGAACGCGAGAAUAAGGUGCGAUUACUGGAGUUUUUAGAUUUAUUAUUAUUAUUAUUAUUAUAUUUGUUAUUAUUAUUUAUAUGUUACGUAUAUUAUAUAUUAUUUAUGCAUAUAUUUAUUAUAAUAAUGUAA